Ictalurus furcatus (blue catfish) is the source of this 2837-nucleotide messenger RNA. RefSeq lists its product as uncharacterized. The record is from RefSeq and is a predicted model, not a curated record. Gene Ontology annotation, biological process: proteolysis. Gene Ontology annotation, molecular function: aspartic-type endopeptidase activity. Bases 16 to 2553 code for a protein of 845 amino acids. NCBI's taxonomy places the organism in Eukaryota, Metazoa, Chordata, Actinopteri, Siluriformes, Ictaluridae. The transcript is spliced from 19 exons.
AGGACAGGAAUCACCAUGAAGAGCUUGAUCAUCCUAAUGGCUUGCCUCAUCCUCUCAGAGGCAGCCAUCAAGGUUCCCCUGAUAAAGGGUAAGUCCAUCAGAGAGCAUCUAAGGGAGAAGGGCAUCCAUUUGCCCUACACUGAUCCAGCCCUUAAGUAUCAGCCUCCUGAGGUCCUGGCCACUUCAACCAUAACGCCCAUUACAAACUAUGCUGAUUCAUACUACUAUGGCGUGAUCAGUGUAGGCACACCACCCCAGUCCUUCCAACUGCUCUUCGACACAGGCUCUUCCAAUCUGUGGGUCGACUCUGUGUACUGCAGCACCCAGGUAUGUGCUACACACACCAAGUUCAAUCCUCAGCAGUCCUCCACCUUCCAGAGCACCUCCCAAACCGCCUACCUGCGAUACGGAUUUGGAUCUAUCAGUAUUGUCUUCGGUUAUGACACUGUCACUCUGUCUGGCAUCCAAGUCCCUAACCAGGUGAUCGGUCUGAGCACCAAUGAGCCAAACGACACCUUUUUGAUGGCCCCAUUUGAUGGAAUUCUUGGUCUAGCCUACCAAUCUAUUUCUGUCGACAAUGCCAUGCCCCUCAUGGACAACAUGAUGCAGCAGGGUCUCCUCGAACAAAACCUGUUUGGAAUCUAUCUGAGCACCUUGGGACAGAAUGGCAGUGAGGUGACAUUCGGUGCUGUGGACACCAACAGGUAUCAGGGUCAGAUCUACUGGACACCAGUAACUGCUGAGACCUACUGGCAGAUUGGCAUUCAGGAGUUCCAGAUUGAAGGAAAGCAGACUGGUUGGUGCUCUCAGUAUGGUGGCUGCCAGGCCAUUGUGGACACCGGUACCCCAAGCCUCACUGCCCCUGGCGCAAUCAUAUCCUCUCUGAUGCAGUACAUUGGGGCACAACAGAACAGUUACGGCGAGUAUAUUGUGGACUGUAACCAGGUUGGCAAUCUCCCUACUCUGACCUUUACCAUCAGUGGGGUGACUUUCCCUCUGGCUCCUUCUGCCUACAUCCAAGAGCCCCAGAGUGGUUACUGCAUCGUUGAUAUCUACCCGACCUACCUGCCCGCUCAGAACAACCAGCCUCUCUGGAUCUUUGGUGAUGUCUUCCUCAGGGCCUACUACUCUGUGUACGAUCGCGAAAACAACCAGGUGGGUUUUGCCUGGGCUAAGAACCAGAGUUGCUACUGCACCGUGAACAUCUGCCCCACCAACCUGCCCUAUCUGAUCAACCACCCUCUCUGGAUCUUUGAUGAAGGCUUCCUCUGGGUCUACUACUCUGUGUUUGAUCGUGAUAACAACCAGUAUGCGACUGGUGUGUGUAUAAAAAGCUUGCGUUGUGCGAACGGUUGGUGUGUUCAUUCGGGCAAAGAGAGAACAAGAAUCACUAUGAAGGGCCUAAUCAUCCUUAUGGCUUGCCUCGUCCUCUCGGAGGCAGCUAUCAGGGUUCCCCUGAUAAAGGGUAAGUCCAUCAAAGAGCGUCUGAGGGAGAAGGGCAUCCAUCUGCCCUACACUGAUCCAGCCCUUAAGUAUCAGCCCCCAGAGGUCCUGGCCACUUCCACUAUUGCUUCCAUGACCUAUGCUGAUUCAUACUACUUUGGCGUGAUCAGUGUAGGCACACCACCCCAGUCCUUCCAAGUGCUCUUCGACACAGGCUCUUCCAAUCUGUGGGUCAACUCUAAUUACUGCAGCACCCAGGCAUGCACGGCACAAGCACAGUUCAACCCUCAGCAGUCCUCCACCUACCAGAGCACCUCCCAAACCUUCUACCUGCCCUACGGAGCUGGAGCUCUCAAUGGCGUCUUUGGUUAUGAUACUGUCACUCUGGCUGGAAUCCAAGUCCCUAAUCAGGAGAUCGGUCUGAGCACUAACGAGCCAAGCCAGCCCUUCCUACAGGCUCCAUUUGAUGGAAUUCUUGGUCUGGCCUACCCAUCUCUUGCUGUCGGAAAUGCCAUGCCCCUCAUGGACAACAUGAUGCAGCAGGGUCUCCUUGAACAAAACCUGUUUGGGAUCUAUCUGAGCCCGGCUGGAGGGUCUGGCAGUGAGGCGGCUUUCGGUGCUGUUGACACCAACAUGUAUCAGGGUCAGAUCUACUGGACACCAGUAACUGCUGAGACCUACUGGCAGAUUGGCAUUCAGGAGUUCCAGGUUUCAGGACAGCAGACUGGCUGGUGCUCUCAGUACGGUGGUUGCCAGGCCAUUGUGGACACCGGUACCCCCAGCCUUACUGCCCCUAGCAACGUCUUGUCCUCUCUGAUGCAGUACAUUGGGGCUCAGCAGAACAGUUACGGCGAGUAUGUCGUGAACUGUAACGAUAUCAGCAGUCUCCCCACUCUGACCUUCACCAUCAGUGGAGUGGCUUUCCCUCUGGGUCCCUCUGCCUACAUCCAAGAGAACCAGAGUGGCUACUGCACCGUUGACAUCACUCCCACCUACCUGCCCUCUCAGAACAACCAGCCUCUCUGGAUCUUCGGUGACGUCUUCCUCAGGGCCUACUACUCUGUGUAUGACCGUGCCAACAACCAGGUGGGCUUUGCCCAGGUUGCCUGAACACCACUAACAACACUCCAAAGAAAUCUCUAAUGGAAGCUAUGGUCUCCAUAGCAUCAUUAAUACCUGUAUUAAUUACAUGGAAAUUGGAAGAUCUCUGUGGUAGACUGCUAUUUAGUGGAAUCUCUUUUGUCUUUCCAUUUCAAGAUUGGCAGUUAUAAGAAAAUUGAAUAAUGUGUUUUGGUGUUAAGUUGUUUUCAAACUAAAAUAUCUUUUUAAAUAUAUCUCCCUAUACCAUAUGUUGAAUCUCAAUCUUUCAAUUAAAAAAUAAAAUCAUGCACAAA